AUCUCGUGUGAUGUCACAGAGGACAAAUGGGGCGGCGCUCCGAGGGUGUUGGAGAAUGCAUCAAGUUUACAAACGAAAAAGAGCACGCAUACUCUAGGCCGAAAGCACACACGCGGAUUCACGGAAAGCCAAGAAACAUAAUCAAAUGACGCCGCUGGCGCUUUUUUCGACAGCUGCCGUGUUUAUUAUUAUUUUGCGCGAGAGAGGCUCAAAGAGCCAGUCUGGCUGAGACGGUGGCCGAGUGAGCACAUGAAGGCCCUCUGGGGCCUGUUGGGGGCCCUCAUGGGCCUCCAGGCUGUCUCUUCUCUCAUCUCGCCGCUCUGCAAUCAUCCGGCAAAAGGGAGAACAUGCAAAGUGGAGUGUGUGCCGCGCGAAGUGGUCGUUCCGCUGCCGGCGCGACCGCGUCCCGGCCACAUCCUCAUCCCGGACGUGGCCCUUGUGAAACGGUGCGCCGGCUUCUGCAGCCUCCGCCUAGCGUGCGUGCCGGCCAACAUCUCGACCGUCGUCUGGAAGGUAAUGGACAUUGACAUGGUCGGCAGAGUGCCGACGAAAACCAAGUCGGUGCGGCUGGAACACCACGAGGCUUGUAAAUGUGACUGUGAGAUUAAGGCUGAAGACUGCGCCCCGGGUCAGGUGUAUGACCCGCAAGGCUGCAAAUGCGUGUGUCCUAUUCGGCAAAAGACGUGUCCGGCGCCAAUGGAGUGGAGCGUGGACUCUUGCAAGUGCCUCUGCCCGAACAGGAUUACGUGCCCCAAGGGCAGAUUUUUGGAUCCAAACACAUGCAGGUGCGACACGCGGAGGAAACGGACCAAAGCAGAUAAGUGCGUGCUGCAGACUUAAGGAGAAAGAGAGGAACAGAUGUGUGCAUUGAGCAGAGCAAUACUCUCACUUUUUGCCGCGCCGCCGCCACCCAGAGCCGGCAGAUAAAAGGUCUAAUGUGCAUUGUAAUGGGGUCUGAACGGGCCCCAUAUUUCAUGUAUUUCGCACGGCUAACGACCUGAGGGUAUAAAUCACGGCCAGACUUAUCACCAGGUGCUCUUUGUUGCAAAAAGCAGGCCCAUUUUUCAAAUUUAUUGAAGCAGCUCUUCCCUCACACAGCAGAGAGCAACAGUUUUUUCCUCUCUCUAUUAUAUUCCUUUCCAAUUGAUAUUCUGCAUGCCAAAUGAAACGAUCUUUGUGAGAUCCCCAUCUCUCUUUCUUCGGCGAGAACAUUAUUCCAUUGAGCGGUUGUCAAAUGUAAUCAUAAAGUACAAGAUUGUGAAUGAGAUUCGAUUAUAAUCUAAAUCGAUUUAUUUUCAAACUUGAUUAUAUAUUUUCUAUAAAAUCUGCUGCGAGACUUUUCAUCGUUGUUAUUGAUUGAUUGUAAAUAAAGAUAUUUCA
Neocloeon triangulifer is the source of this 1380-nucleotide messenger RNA. Its product is annotated as balbiani ring protein 3-like. The coding region runs from base 250 to 840 and encodes 196 amino acids. The record is from RefSeq and is a predicted model, not a curated record. Gene Ontology annotation, molecular function: growth factor activity; growth factor receptor binding. Lineage: Eukaryota; Metazoa; Arthropoda; Insecta; Ephemeroptera; Baetidae. Gene Ontology annotation, biological process: positive regulation of cell population proliferation; positive regulation of protein autophosphorylation. Gene Ontology annotation, cellular component: membrane. The transcript has 5 exons.